Messenger RNA from Adineta ricciae, 234 nucleotides. The record is from the annotation of a GenBank genome assembly. NCBI's taxonomy places the organism in Eukaryota, Metazoa, Rotifera, Eurotatoria, Adinetida, Adinetidae.
AUGAAUUAUUCAAUUCAUUUCGACGCGUAUCGUGAUAUUAACCAGUACCAAUCGUUUCAUCAUACGCAAAAGAAAGCAAUCAAAUCCAAACUGGCAGUGGAGAUCGACAAAUUGACAUCGACACUCUACACAAUGAAUGAUAACGAGAUGCAACCAUGUUUGGCUUUAAUUAAAAAUAAGAGUGAAAUGAUGAAGGAAUUCGUUUACCUUUCCACAUUGGACCCAGACAUUUAG